Hevea brasiliensis (rubber tree) is the source of this 2790-nucleotide messenger RNA. Its product is annotated as pentatricopeptide repeat-containing protein At1g74630. Gene Ontology annotation, molecular function: zinc ion binding; protein binding; RNA binding. The coding region runs from base 407 to 2338 and encodes 643 amino acids. Gene Ontology annotation, biological process: RNA modification. NCBI's taxonomy places the organism in Eukaryota, Viridiplantae, Streptophyta, Magnoliopsida, Malpighiales, Euphorbiaceae. The transcript has a single exon. The record is from RefSeq and is a predicted model, not a curated record.
CCACCAAAAAGGCAUACUGCAGGUAAAAAAAACAUAAGAAUACAAAAGGACUUGAAGUCAAUUACACACAAACUAAAAGUAUCCAGCAACAAAUGAAUAAUACAGUCCACUUUGGAAAAAAAAAUACAAAUGAAGCUGAAAAUUUAUGGAUUGGAACAAACCUCUCCCUGACAGCACUUCCCAGCAACACAUAUACAUGGUUCACAGUUCUAUUUCAAUGUAACCUAGACUUCUUAUAUUCAGCAGGCUUCAAGCGAGGAAUCUGCAAAUACAGCAAAUGAUGAAUGAUGAUUAACACCAAGGCAGAAGCAUAUAAAAGAAAAUAUCCUUUUAACUGUUGACAUAAAAUCAUCUUUUUUAUUAUUGUUUUUUAAGUGCACAGCCCACAGAGCACUGGUACUGUCUAAUGAACAACUCGCUUGUCCACUGUCUUUCUCUGUUGAAUAGUUGCAAGACCCUAACGUCCCUCAAGCAAAUCCAGGCCAAUGUACUCAAAACCGGCCUCGACACUGACCCUUUCCUUGUUGGAAAACUACUCCUCCGCUGCACAGUGGUACUCCCCGAUACACUGGACUAUGCUUGCAGCCUCUUUCGCCACACUCCAAAGCCAGAUGUCUUCAUGUACAACACCCUCAUUCGAGGCCUUGCCGAAGCGGGUAAACCGCAAAAUUCAAUCAUUUUAUUCAUUGAAAUGAGGAAGAAAAUGCUUUCCUCUCCUGAUAGUUUCUCGUUUGCUUUCAUUCUCAAGGCGACUGCUAAUUUAAGGUCCUUGAGAGCGGGAAUUCAAUUGCAUUGCCAAGCAUUGACUCAUGGGUUAAAUGCCCAUCUUUUUGUUGGGACAACUUUGGUCAGCAUGUACGGAGAAUGUGGGUGUAUUCGAUCGGCGAGGAAGGUGUUCGACGAAAUGCAUGAACCAAAUGUUGUUGCGUGGAAUGCGGUGAUCACUGCAUUUUUUAGGGUUGGGAAUGUCAAGGGUGCGAGGGAAAUGUUUGAUUUGAUGCCCUUUAGGGACUUGACCUCGUGGAAUGUGAUGCUUGCGGGACAUGUGAAAGAACGGGAACUAGAGCUUGCAAGGAAAAUGUUUAUGGAGAUGCCUGUAAAGGAUGAUGUAUCCUGGAGUACCAUAAUUGUUGGGUUUGCUCAUAAUGGUUAUUUCGAUGAGGCUUUUGGGUUUUUUAGGAAGUUGCAGAGGGAUGGGACUAGACCGAAUGAAGUAAGCCUGACAGGGGUCCUUUCAGCAUGUGGACAGGCAGGAGCGUUCGAGUUUGGGAAAAUAUUACAUGGGUUUAUUGAGAAAGCUGGGCUUAUUUGGAUUAUAUCAGUGAAUAAUGCGUUACUAGAUGCUUACUCGAAAUGUGGGAAUUUAAGUAUGGCUCGACUGGUCUUUGAACGAAUGCCAGAGAAAAAGAGCAUUGUUUCUUGGACUUCAAUGAUGGUGGGACUUGCAAUGCAUGGUCAUGGAGAAGAAGCUAUUAGGCUUUUCCAUGAGAUGGAAAGGUCUGAAACUAGGCCUGAUGGAAUCACCUUUAUUUCACUUUUAUAUGCUUGUAGUCAUGCUGGAUUGAUCGAGCAAGGAUGUGAAUAUUUUAAUAAGAUGAGAGAUGUGUACAAUAUAAAACCAGCCAUUGAGCAUUAUGGUUGCAUGGUUGAUCUAUAUGGUCGAGCUGGUCAGCUGCAGAAGGCCUAUGAAUUUGUUUUUCAAAUGCCAAUUCCACCUAAUGAUAUCAUUUGGCGGACACUUCUUGGGGCUUGUAGUAUUCAUGGUAAUGUCAAGUUGGCCGAAAAGGUAAAGGAAAGGCUUUCUGAGCUCGACCCAAACAACUCUAGUGACCACGUUCUAUUGUCAAACAUUUAUGCAGUCGCAGGGAAAUGGAAGGAUGUUGCUGCUGUGAGAAGAUCAAUGACUGAUCAGAGAAUUAAAAAAACUCCUGGUUGGAGCAUGAUUGAAGUUGACAAGGUCAUGUACACUUUUAUGGCGGGUCCAAAACAAGAUAAAAUUAUGGAAGAGGCUUAUGAGAUGCUGAAAGACAUAAUUUUGAGGCUUAGGGUUGAAGGAGGUUAUGUUCCAGAGAUUGGGAGUGUUUUGCAUGACAUAGAUGAGGAAGAAAAAGAAGAUUCAGUGUCUACGCAUAGUGAAAAGCUUGCAGUAGCUUUUGGGAUAGCAAGAUUGUGUGAGGGAAAGACUAUAAGAAUAGUUAAGAAUUUGAGGAUCUGCAGGGACUGUCAUGUAGUGAUGAAGCUGAUUUCUCAGGUUUAUAAAUUGGAGAUUGUGGUCAGAGAUAGAAGCCGCUUCCACUCUUUCAGAAAUGGUUCUUGUUCAUGUGAAGAUUACUGGUAAUUAGGGACCAGUGGACCACUAAGCAGUGAAGAAUGAUGCAAGUGAAACAUAAAGUUUCUGUGAUUUAAGAAGGGCAAUAAUCUCAUACAAAAAAAUUGGAACAAGUGAAAAAAAUGCAAUCAGACUCAUUGCAGAUAGAGCUCUGAAGACAAUGGGGGGAUAGUGGACCUUCGUCUAUUUACGGGUGCUACUUGAGUAAGCUAUUAAGAUGGAUGGGGUUAGCGUGAUUCUGAUAGUUCUGAUGAAUACGGGCGUCUCAUUGAAAUUUGUAUGAAUGUUUCCCAUUUGUUGAGUGAUUAUAGGCAUUGGAUGUUUGGCUUGCUAAUGGAACUAGCCGGAAAAGAAGGCAGAUGUAUGAAACAAUAUAGCAGAUCAUAAUUAGAUGGUGUGCUACAAUUGGAUUUUUUAAGUAUAGGAAGUGUUCUAAUAGAUAAAAAACAAUUUCUCACGAA